Molecule: messenger RNA, 623 nt
Organism: Tupaia belangeri chinensis (Chinese tree shrew)
Lineage: Eukaryota; Metazoa; Chordata; Mammalia; Scandentia; Tupaiidae
Gene: MTLN
Product: mitoregulin
Biological process (GO): positive regulation of mitochondrial membrane potential
Cellular component (GO): mitochondrial inner membrane
Source: RefSeq, a predicted model, not a curated record
AUGCCACCAACGUUAGUCACUAAUGGCAGGCAAUAUCGGAUCAAUAUUCAGACAGUCACUGUGAGGUUCAGGGGAGGGGAAGAUAGGUCCACCCUAAGCCUGAGAACGUCUGAGGGGGCAGGUGGGCGGGACCUAUCCGCCCUCGCUUCCUCCGGGCCCCGCGCCCCGCCCGAGAACGCGCUGCGCCGCUUGACCCCGCCGCUACGCCGUAGGCCGGGCUGCGCGUCAGCCGUCGCGAUGGCGGACGUGUCCGAGAGGACGCUGCAGGUGUCCGUGUUGGUGGCCUUCGCCUCGGGAGUGCUCGUGGGCUGGCAGGCGAAUCGGCUGCGUAGGCGCUACCUGGACUGGAGGAAGAAGAGGCUGCAGGACAAGCUGGCGGUGACGCAGAAGAAGCUGGACCUGGCCUGAGACCGCAGACCCCACGCGGCCACCUCGCCUCGCCAUGUCAGCGGGAGCGCCGGCCUGCGAGCCGGAGUCGGGGCCGGUCCACACUCCCCUGGCGAGCCGGGCUCUCCCCGGUGUCGCUGAGAGCUUGUCGAGGAUGGAUGUUAAGCACUGAAGUUCUUCUUGCACCUUAUUGAUUAGUUUUAUUUUUAAAAUAAAAAAGUAAAACAUUGAACUUC